Messenger RNA from Mus pahari (shrew mouse), 4491 nucleotides. It is a transcript of the gene Abat, whose product is annotated as 4-aminobutyrate aminotransferase. The coding region runs from base 173 to 1675 and encodes 500 amino acids. The transcript has 16 exons. Gene Ontology annotation, cellular component: mitochondrion. Gene Ontology annotation, molecular function: pyridoxal phosphate binding. The record is from RefSeq and is a predicted model, not a curated record. Lineage: Eukaryota; Metazoa; Chordata; Mammalia; Rodentia; Muridae. Gene Ontology annotation, biological process: GABA catabolic process.
GCUUGGGAGCCUGGUGAGUCGCUGGGGGAAGCCGAGCAGACGCCAGGAUCAGCCAGGAGCAUCAGAAGGUGAUCGCGCAAGUCGGACCCGCGGAUCGCAGCCUGUAGAUCGCAGCCCGGGCCUGGAGGACAGCAGCAAGUGAAGGGGGCUCCUCUUCCUAAAGGAGGGGAUCAUGGCCUUCUUGUUGAUUACCCGACGGCUGGCCUGCAGGUCCCAGAAAAACCGUCACCUCUUCACACCUGGAUCCAGAUAUAUCAGCCAAGCCGCUGCCAAAGUUGACAUUGAAUUUGAUUAUGAUGGACCACUCAUGAAGACUGAAGUCCCGGGGCCUAGAUCUAAGGAGCUAAUGAAACAGCUGAACGCAAUCCAGAAUGCAGAGGCCGUGCACUUUUUCUGCAACUAUGAAGAGAGCCGAGGCAACUACCUAGUGGAUGUGGAUGGCAACCGCAUGUUGGACCUGUAUUCUCAGAUCUCCUCUGUGCCCAUAGGUUACAACCAUCCGGCUCUGGCGAAACUCAUUCAACAGCCUCAGAAUGCGAGCACUUUCAUCAACAGACCUGCCUUGGGCAUCCUGCCUCCAGAGAACUUUGUGAACAAGCUCCGGGAGUCCUUGAUGUCGGUGGCGCCCAGGGGCAUGUCCCAGCUCAUCACCAUGGCCUGUGGCUCCUGCUCCAACGAGAAUGCAUUCAAGACCAUCUUCAUGUGGUACCGGAGUAAGGAACGAGGGCAGAGAGGUUUCUCCAAAGAGGAGCUGGAGACGUGCAUGGUUAACCAGAGUCCUGGAUGCCCAGACUACAGCAUCCUCUCCUUCAUGGGUGCUUUCCACGGGAGGACCCUGGGUUGCUUAGCGACCACACACUCGAAAGCAAUUCACAAGAUUGACAUCCCUUCCUUUGACUGGCCCAUUGCUCCAUUCCCACGGCUGAAAUACCCCCUGGAGGAGUUCACGACGGACAACCAGCAAGAGGAGGCCCGCUGCCUAGAAGAGGUGGAGGAUCUAAUUGUGAAAUAUCGGAAAAAGAAGAGAACGGUGGCUGGAAUCAUCGUGGAGCCCAUCCAGUCCGAGGGUGGAGACAACCACGCGUCAGAUGACUUCUUCCGGAAGCUGAGAGACAUAGCCAGGAAGCAUGGCUGUGCCUUCUUGGUGGACGAGGUGCAGACUGGAGGAGGCUGUACGGGCAAGUUCUGGGCCCAUGAACACUGGGGCUUGGAUGACCCAGCCGAUGUGAUGACGUUCAGCAAGAAGAUGAUGACUGGGGGCUUCUUCCACAAGGAGGAGUUUCGGCCAAGUGCUCCUUACCGGAUCUUCAACACCUGGCUGGGGGACCCAUCCAAGAACUUGCUGCUGGCUGAGGUCAUCAACAUUAUCAAGCAGGAAGACCUGCUCAACAACGUGGCCCGUGCUGGGAAGACCUUAUUCACAGGGCUGCUGGACCUCCAGGCCCAGUACCCUCAGUUCAUCAGCAGGGUGAGGGGACGAGGCACCUUCUGUUCCUUUGACACUCCCAGUGAAGCCAUACGGAAUAAACUCAUCCUAAUUGCCAGGAACAAAGGUGUGGUAUUGGGAGGCUGCGGUGACAAAUCUAUCCGUUUCCGCCCCACGCUGGUCUUCAGGGAUCACCACGCCCAUCUGUUCCUCAACAUUUUCAGUGGCAUCUUAGCAGACUUCAAGUAACGAAGCCAUCUCCGUGACGCUCAGAGAAAGCCCUGUCUCAGCGGUGUCAACUUGAUUAGUUUGCCUAAUUCAUAUUUUCACUUCAAAGUUUAUCAGCGGCGAAUGCAUAAACUAAAGGGUCAUUUGUGGGGCAGGCUCAUUGGUUCGUGCUUGUGGAGGAGUGGGUGGGGAGGACCACUGUUUGAGGAUUGCCCCCUGCCGAGCUCAUGGUGACCAUUGGUUAAAGCCCAGAAGUUCUGUGUAAGCAUUGAACACUGUUUUAGGAAAGGUCAUGAGGCCAUAUUUCUGCCAACCCUGGACCAACCAGUCUCUUAGAAGCCACUCAAGGGUACAACACAUGCUCCGAGGUGGAUGGAGUCAGAGAUAAUGGCCUCCUCUUGUCCCUCACAAACAAGCUCUUGUCACUUCUUACCAAGUCCCUAGCUCCAUGCCCCUCUUAUGACUUACUGAGGGUCCGGAUGGCUGUCAGGAAGAUGACAGGUAGGGAGGUAAGGACUGUGUUUGGAGGCAUCUGGUAUCCUAAACACCAAGAUCCACUCAGCCCUGUGCCCUGACGAUGUCCCUGGCCUGUGAAUUCUGUCCUUGACUGACCCGAGCUCCUGGAAGAUCUCCAGUUGUGUCAGUGAUAGAUAAUUUAGUCAACAUUCCCAUCCCGGGUUAAUCUGGACUCAGAGGAAGGAAAUACCAUCCUGAGCAUCCAGGAGACUCAUGGGACCUGAAGGUGCCUCUGGAGCCUCCACUGAGGAACACGGACAACAGAGUCCUUCAUCCCAUCUCCAGGGCCUCUGACUUGUGACCCCUCGUCCUGGGAGCGCCACAGUCCAUCUUUCACCCACCCGCCUUCCAUCCAUUCCUGAGCAGGGCUGGUCGGUCCUAGAGGGCCACUGCUAGACUUCCUGUUAGGGGCAGUGUGCUCAUUAUAAAGGACACCACACCAGCUUACUGGUCCCUGAUGGUUUUCUUGGACCUCUCCUGGAUGGGGCUUUUUCUGGCAGCCGGAAGCCAAUGAUUAUGCAGGCUCCAGCAUCUCAGCCAAAGGCCAGAUGUUCUUAGAACUGACUUGACCUGAGAGGCUCCUGAGCAGACCCCCUAACCCUUCAGACAAGCAGUGUUUAUUGAAUGUGUAGACUUCAGGGGGCUUUUAUCCAGACCCCUCUUUGCAUCCUGGUGCCCUUGUUGACUGUCUGGGGAGAUGAAUAUACCAGGGUUUCCAAAUUCAGCCCUUUUUGUUUCCUUAAUGAUGAAUCACCCAAAGACCUGGCUUUCAUGCUUCCUUAGACAUAGCCCUCAACUUGCCUUGAAGAAGAAAGGCGCUGACAUGCUUAACACAAACAGCAGAUCCACAAAUACCAGUUCACAUCACAGCCCUGCAGUCCCCUUUGUAGCUGUGUUUAAGGUCAUUUCCAUCAGUGACGGGGUCUGCUCCCUCCCUCCCUCCCUGUAAGCUUUCACUCACCAGCGUGUUUAUUUCCACAUCCAUUAUUUAUUCACUCAUCAGACUGUCAUGAAAUAUUUGUGUUGUUCCAGGACCUGUGCAAAGCACAGGCACCAAGCAUGAAAUGAAAGUCCUUGCACCCGGGAACUCCCACUCUCUCGGGAACCACAGACCCCUAAUGUUGAAGUCAGAAUGGAAAGUGUGCCAGCAAGGAUUUCUGAACACUAAAUCCAGCGAGCCUUCACAGGGAAAGGAUGUUUGAGCAGAAUUCUUCAGAAUGAAUAGGAGUUAGCCAAGCAGAAAAGGCAAGAAGAGUGAAGCAAAAGCAGAGGCACACCUGCACAUAGUCUCCGCCCUUUCCCUGGGAAGCCGGACCCCACCCAGAAAUCCUAAGGUUCAAGGUUUUAUUUAACAAACCAGAAAAAUGCAGGCCAAGCCCUAAUUCAUCAUACUGGCUUAAGCAUGUUGCCUCCAGAGAACCACAGUAUCAUAUGCAGAUACUCCAGCAGGUCCUUAGAGUUCAAAGGGUUUAAAUCCAGGCCAUAAGCAGAAAUUGCUCUCUUUAGUGAAGGGAGCAGCCGACCUCUCAUUUUCUUGCCACAGGGCAUGUUGACAGAAGAAUGAAAUUCUUUGUAGAAAGCCCUCUCCAAAUGUACUGCCCACCCCUUGCCCGGAGACAGCUCUUCCCAUUUGAAACAAACAAACAAAAUUGAAGGCGUUUAUCCACAAGUUUUUGACUCCGGUACAGUGCGUUCCUGAGCCACCCUCUUUGGGAGUACAGGAGGUUAGCUGGAAGAAUUCCAAGGAAAAGAAUUUUCCACAAAACUCAAGAAUGUAGAGACUUCGAGAAGGUUGAUGAAAACCCAGGAAGCCUAGUGGGCAGGCUUCUGCCUAGGGCAGAACCCACAAACAAGGGCAUCUGUGCAGAACGUCUGGAUGAACACCCAUCAUGCAUUAGUGCAAUAGAGUUUAGUAAGCGUCACUAGCCAGUCUUGUCCGUUGUGCAGAAAGCAAGGCCUGGUAGUAGCAAACCUUAGCAUAUCUUCCCUUUUUAUUAUAAAUGGGUGGUUGUUUUUUUAUAAUUUUUACUGAUGCUCAGUAACCAUGCAAAACUGUGCACAUUCAUGUACUAAUAGAUCUGUACCUAUCUAUCUCUGUACACAUAUAUACAGCUCACUGUAGAAAACCACAGCUAGCGAGUGUCGCAGACUCACGCAAACCAAGUGAUCUUGUUUACAGUAACCGUCAACAGUGCCAAUAAGGGGUGAGGACACUAAUCCGUCACGGUGUAACUGGUGACCACGUGAACAGUUCCAUGAGUUAAAUGUUUCCUGUGUUAAUCAGUAUUCUUAAAUUAAAAGAAAAAUGUUUAUAAUGGAAA